Messenger RNA from Nymphaea colorata (pocket water lily), 3121 nucleotides. RefSeq names its product anaphase-promoting complex subunit 2. The record is from RefSeq and is a predicted model, not a curated record. Gene Ontology annotation, cellular component: anaphase-promoting complex. Lineage: Eukaryota; Viridiplantae; Streptophyta; Magnoliopsida; Nymphaeales; Nymphaeaceae. The coding region runs from base 270 to 2894 and encodes 874 amino acids. Gene Ontology annotation, biological process: ubiquitin-dependent protein catabolic process. The transcript has 16 exons. Gene Ontology annotation, molecular function: ubiquitin protein ligase binding.
UCCCAACCUGAUCAAACACCAUAGUACUGUUUUCUCCAUUGGAACAGGACAAUGAUGAGGAGAGGGCGGUCCUGUUCCUCCUCUUCGUGGCACACGAACGGUUUUGAACUGAAUAUCGGAGACGCCGCCCUUGCGGAAGAUCAAACCCCACUUUACUGGCGCGAAACGCUCUCUCUCUCUCUCUCUCCUUUCCUCCCUGUCUCUUUCCUUCUUGCGGGUUUGCCUGUUCAGGGUUUUUCUAGCUAGCGGCAACAUUAUUGUCCUGGAAGAUGGAUUUAGGCGCCCCGGAAAGCAGAUUAGGAGCUUUGGAUAACUUGGGCAGCGACGCCAUCAACGAAAUCGCCCAGAGUUGGGAGGGAUUCUGCGCGUGCCUCGACGUACUCUUGAGUGGUUGCGGGGGCCCGUCGGUGGAGUCCGAGUUCACCGCGUACGUCAAGGUUCUCAGUAGACAUGGGUUCGCUUCGUUGAUCCAGCAAUACAUUCUUCAGGCUGUCGAGCAAUCUUUUGGGGAAAAGGGCGCAUUGAAGUUUUGGCAGGAAUUUGACUUCAGUCAUGAUUUUUCUGCAUCACAAGAUCGUACAACACAAGAUGUUCUUGCUGCAUCAUUGGAAGAAAUAUGCUCAUUAAAGAAACAUCAAGAAAAGUGCCUAUCAUUCCUCGGGACUGUUCUGUCAUUCCAUCAGGAUUUUCCUACAUCAUUGAAAAGCAGUGUCGUGUUCCAAAACAACCUUCUUUCCAAGUACCAGUUGAUGGUCGCUGCAGUUAUGUUAAGUACUCUUCCUGGGCAUUUUCCAGAAUUUCUUCAUCUGUACUUUAAACGGAGGUUAGAAGAGUUAAUCAUGAUAAUGAUGGAUGAUCAAGACAGAUCAAGGACGGAUAUUCGGUUCAGCACUGGUAAAUGGUUUGGAAGCAAGUCACAUGGAGUGGAUGAGAUGGAUGUUGAUGAUAGUAAUGAAGCAGCAACUUGUUCCAGCAAGAACAGGUUGGUUAGAAAGUUUGGGAAAGUUGUCAGUAACCUUAGAAGCCUUGGCUUUGCUUCCAUGACUGAAGAUGCAUAUGCUUCUGCUAUUUUUCUUCUACUGAAGACGAAGGUUGAGGAUCUGGCAGGGGAUGAUUAUAGGGCUCCUGUUCUCAAUUUAAUUAAGGAAUGGAUUCAGGCCAUUCUCCUCCCAUUUCUCUCUGCUCUUCUUUCUUAUAUGGGUGAUGUAUUUGAUUCUAAUGAUGGCUUAUCAAGUAGGAAAUCACCUUUGGCUUUUUCUCCUUCAUUUGAUGGUGAAGGUAUCGCCUGUGAGAGACUUAUCAGAUGGAAGCUCCGUCUGGAGUACUUUGCUUAUGAAACAUUACAAGAUUUGAGAAUUGCCAAGCUGUUUGACAUAAUUGUUGAUUAUCCUGACAGUUCUCCUGCAAUUGAAGAUCUGAAACAAUGCCUAGAGAAUACUGGCCAGCAUUCAAAACUCAUUGAUUCUUUCAUAUCUGCACUACGAUACCGUUUGCUUACUGCUGGUGCAUCGACAAAUGACAUAUUGCAUCAGUAUAUUUCUACAAUAAAGGCACUUUGUAGGAUAGAUCCAACUGGUGUGUUCCUUGAAGCAGUGAGUGAACCGAUAAGGGACUAUUUGCGAGGCAGAAAGGAUACCAUAAAAUGUAUUGUAAAUAUGCUCACUGAUGGAACUGGAGGAGGUACCAAUGGUUCAGGGGGUGCUGGGGACAGCCUUCUUGAAGAAUUAAACAGAAAUGUGGAUAAUCUAGAGAUAUCUGACCAUGACAAUGAUUUUAAUUCAGAUGAUAAACAAGCGUGGGCUGAUGCUCAAAGCUGGGAGCCUGAUCCUAUAGAGGCUGAUCCAUUGAAGGGUGUCCGAAAUGGGAGGAAGGUUGAUAUUCUAGGAAUGUUGGUGAGCAUCAUUGGCUCAAAAGAUCAACUUGUGAACCAGUAUCACAUCAUGUUGGCUGAGAAGCUUCUAAAUAAAUUGGACUAUGAUAUAGAUUCAGAGAUUCGCACAUUGGAACUCCUUAAGAUACAUUUUGGAGAGAGUAGCAUGCAAAAAUGCGAGAUUAUGCUAAAUGAUCUAAGAGAUUCUAAGAGAACGAAUUCCAGUAUAAAGGAAGAUUUAGCAAAGUCAUCUAAAAAAGGGACAUGUGAACCGGAAAAUGAAGUGUCAAUGGAUUUGUUUGAUGCAACAAUUAUAUCAACAAAAUUUUGGCCUCCUUUCCAGGUGGAGUUAGAAUCUCUCUGUCUGCCUGGUUCAAUAGAUCAGUUGGUUAAAGAUUAUGCACAGAGAUUUCAUGAACUCAAAACCCCUCGCAAGCUAAAUUGGAAGAAAAAUCUUGGUGUUGUGAAGUUAGAGUUGGAAUUUGAAGAUCGAUCCCUUGAGUUUAAAGUAUCUCCACUAUGUGCGGUUGUUAUCUUGAAAUUUCAAGAACAAACAAGCUGGACCUCAGGAAAACUUUCUGAUUCAAUUGGAGUGCCUGUAGAUGUUCUUAAUAGAGCAAUAAGUUUUUGGAUAAGUAAGGGAUUAAUUGCCGAAUCAUUAGGAAGUGGGAACAAUGACAAUAUUUUGACGCUCAUUGAAGAUUUGGGUGAUGCAAACAAGAAUAGUCUUACUACGGGCAGAUUUGGUGGACUUCUGGCUGUUGAGGAGGAAGGAGAGAGCUCCAUGUCCUUAGUGGAAGAGCAAGUUAAGAAGGAAAUGACAGUAUAUGAGAAAUAUGUAUUUGGAAUGCUUACAAACUUUGGUAGCAUGACCCUUGAUCGAAUUCAUAACACUUUGAAGAUGUUUUGCAUGGGUGAUCAUCCUUACGACAAAUCAAUUCAUCAGUUACAGAACUUCUUAUCAGGCCUUGUAUCAGUGGAAAAAUUAGAGCUGCGAGAUGGUACAUACUUGUUGAAAAAGUAGCCAUUUAUCUUAUAGGCUAUAUUCACUCAAGCGGCUUUACAUGUAUUACAAAUGGUGUAUUAGUUAUUGUAUGUCUGUUAAUUGAGUUCAAGUAUCUGGGUUCCUUUUUCUUAUGGUUUUUGUAGUCUCUCUAUGUAAGUCUCUUUUUUCUUGGAGGUGUCGACUUGAUUGGUUCUAUAUGGCGAGGUGUCUGGGCCACAAUGAGUUGAUGGCUCUCUCUCUCUCUU